Molecule: messenger RNA, 1251 nt
Organism: Cylindrotheca closterium
Lineage: Eukaryota; Bacillariophyta; Bacillariophyceae; Bacillariales; Bacillariaceae
Source: the annotation of a GenBank genome assembly
AUGUUCACUGAAACCUUUCUCCAAGCCAAAAAUCAGGAUUGUCUUGAGCAAGUGCUUUCAUUCCUAGCCUGCAAGGAGCUUGCGAAUGUUGGUAGGACUUCGAAAUCUCUCCACCAUAGUAUUUUUGAAGCGAACGAAACAGAAGGAAAUGUCAGCAUGAUAUGGCAAGGGGCAGAACAAGCACUGACUAAUCCUGGUCGUGACAAACGGGAGUUUUUCAGUGCAAAAACACAAAGAAUCGGUUCCAAUGCUCGGGAGCAUUGUCGUCUCUUUGCGACAGCUUCCAAGGCUGCAAAGGUAUUUGAAAUGAUUGAUGAGAUGGUUGAAGAAGAAGAUAGAGUCAUGGUCGACGGAGUGUUGGCAAAUCUAAUGAAUGUUCGAGAUCAUGACGCUAAGAACGUCGCUGAGAAAAAGGCAAUUGGAGCCAAAGACGAGCAAAAGACACUCGAAGAGGGAGCUUCGGAGCAGGAAUGGACUCGGGUGGAAAUGGACGAAGAUUUUGCCAAGUCUCGUAAGGAAAAGGAAUUACGACGCGAAGAAAGAAUCAAUGAACUGCGACAGCUCAGCCCGCCGGACGCACCUGAUAAUCAUGAAGUAUUUGUUCGCAUCACUCGAGCGUCGUCGGGAGAAGUCAUUUCGCAAGGAUUUUGUGGAACGGGGCAGAAGUUCCCUUGGUGGUUUGGUUUGGACAUUGGCAAAGAGGCUGUGGCUUUUGGUCCUCCGCAAGGCUUUCAAAUAUUUCUUGAUUUCGAAUCGCUCAAGCAAUCCGAAGAAAUGCAAUCGUUUCAAGAGUACUACAGUGAACCUGAAGGACAACACGGUGACAAUAGUACGACUGGAUUCAUGACGCUUGGAUUCAACAUGACGGCAUUGAUCAUUGACAAGCGAAAUUACAAGGUUCAUUGCCUGUUUCAACAUGAUCAAACGGAGGAUAUCACAUGCAGGCGAUCUAUGAAUCAAUCAUUCGGAUUUACUCGAGACUUGGACGUUUACGAGUAUCGUUUGAAUCCAAAGUGGGGUCAUGCGGUAGUGCAAUUAGGGCCAUCAAUGUGCGAUGAUCGAUACUAUCUAUCGUAUUCUCUUUCCCUUUAUGUCGCCCACUUGAAGAAUGGCGGCUGCCUCUUCUUGCCGUCUUUGGAUGUUGAUAUUUCUCCGGAUUCGUCGGUUUGGAAUCUCUCAAUGCAAAGACUAAUGGAAUCCGACAGCAGUAUGAUCCCUUCUGCUUCACCGCAAACGACGAAUGAUAUAUAA